Corythoichthys intestinalis (scribbled pipefish) is the source of this 4080-nucleotide messenger RNA. Its product is annotated as gastrula zinc finger protein XlCGF17.1-like. The record is from RefSeq and is a predicted model, not a curated record. NCBI's taxonomy places the organism in Eukaryota, Metazoa, Chordata, Actinopteri, Syngnathiformes, Syngnathidae. Gene Ontology annotation, biological process: regulation of transcription by RNA polymerase II. The transcript is spliced from 2 exons. Gene Ontology annotation, cellular component: nucleus. Gene Ontology annotation, molecular function: DNA-binding transcription factor activity, RNA polymerase II-specific; RNA polymerase II cis-regulatory region sequence-specific DNA binding. The coding region runs from base 213 to 1292 and encodes 359 amino acids.
GGACUGAUGACCAAUCGCAGAGGGCGUCUAUAUCUGUGGGGAAUAAUGACAUAAAUCAAUCGACAUUUUGUGAUAUGAAGACGGAGGCCGCAUCAGUCCAGAGCCUUGACCCUUAAGUUUGACCCCGGGCGUCGACGUCUCGAUCAGAUGUCACUGUAGAAGAUCUUCACCCUGAGAAGGACAAUCACACUUACAUUAAACAGGAGUCGGAGAUGUCGGACAUCAAACAGGAGGCGGAGCCAGAAACACCCUACAUUAAAGAAGAAGAACAGGAAAACGAAAUUGGCACGUUUCCAUUGAUUGUCAUUGUGAAGAGCGAAGAAGAUGAAGGUCCAGGCGAAGAGAUUGAAGCAGCAAAACCUAUGAGCGACAGCUCAUUUCAACACCUGACCAUAAAAGGUGAGGGACGAUCGCAACCGGACGGCCUCCUAGCGCCGCUCUCAGACAGCGAUGACGCAACAACCAACUCUUCUGACUUUAACACCAAUGAGGACGAUGUUGACUUUGACCAAAAGUCUUCAAAACCUUUUCCUUGCUCGCACUGCGAUAAAAGAUUUUCUCGGAAGCAAGAGUUAAAAGCACACACAAGAAUACACACAGGAGAAAAGCCUUUUCCCUGCACAUUUUGUGGUAAAAGAUUCACCGGGAAGGGAAAUUUAAACAAACACACAAGAAUACACACCGGAGAGAAGCCUUUUGCCUGCUCACUUUGCGAUAAAAGAUUUUGUACGAAGCAAGAACUAAAAAUACACAUGAGUACGCACACUGGAGAGAAGCCUUUUGCCUGCUCACUUUGCGAUAAAAGAUUUUUGCUUAAGCAACAGUUAACUAGACACGCGCACAUGCAUACUGGAGAGAAGCCUUUCGCCUGCUCAUUUUGCGAUAAAAGAUUUAGUGGGAAGCAAGAUUUAACAACACACACAAGAAGACACACUGGAGAAAAGCCAUUUGUCUGCGCAAGUUGUGGUAAAAGAUUCACAGUAAAGGGAGAGUUAGACAGACACGCAAGAACACACACCGGAGAGAAGCCUUUUGCUUGCUCACAUUGUGAUAAAAGAUUUUUUCAGAAGCUACAGUUAACGAGACACACGUAUACACACACUGGAGAGAAGCCUUUUGCUUGCUCACUUUGCGAUAAAAGAUUUUUUCUGAAGCAAGAGUUAGCAAGGCACUCGUAUACGCACACUGGAGAAAAGCUCUUUGCCUGCUCAGUUUGUGGUAAAAGAUUCACCCGGAGGGGAACCCUAAAAAAACAUGCAAAAACACACUCUGCGGAGAAACCUUUAUCCUGAGCAGUUUGCAGUAAAAAAUUCAGACAUUUCCAAUCGCACAAGAAGCCACACUGGGGAGAAAUCUUUGAAUUUCAGCGUGUGACAAAAUAUUCUGAUUUCUGCCACAUAUUUGCAGUGAAAAAAAAAAGCAUUUAAAAUUCCUAAAUUUAAUUUCGCUUGAGCAGGGCGCGAUAAAACAAUAACAAUAAUUAUCUUUGUAUAUUUUUUGUCAACAUACAUAAAAAGUCGAUAGAUUUGAACUGUAAUUACACCAGCCGAAAACCGGAUAAGGGAGCGCUGUUGCAACGUGAACGCUAGCUCUGAGAGGGUAUUCAAUACAGGAGAGAGCAUUAUCUGUCACAGAGCAGCAUUAAAGCCUGAUACUGCAGACAGAAUUAUUUUUCUGGCCACCAAUGGCUGUCUUGUUUGUUUAGCUGUCACAUUUUUGAAACUAAACAUUUUGUUGACAUUGUCAGACGCCUUAAGACUUCAUGCACAAAAGGCUUUAACAUGUUGCUGAGUGUAAAUUAAAAUUAGUUUGUCGCUUUAUGGUUUUAAAAUUUGGGGGGGGAUUGCAUGUCUACCUCAGAUUAUUUGCAAUGUUCUACAUUUUGUUGACUUUUAAUUUUGUGCAAUGUUCCUCAUAUUUGUGACCAUGCAUGAAUCUUCGUUCUGUUAUGAAAGAUUGGCCAAAGCAGUCUGAUUUUGUCAACUUGCAAUCAGCGGGAAAAAUCAAACUUCCAAGUUUGAAAGAAAAAAUUUUUCGGGGUAAUCGUUGAUAUCGACUGAUGAGAAAAGUUUUAUCCUUAUCAUAAUUUUUUUUCAUAUCACCCAGGCUUACAUUGAACCUUUUUUGGAAAUUUUGAAAUCUUUUGCAAGUCCCUUUUUUUUUUCAGACCUAUUCAAUAUUUGUCUUUAUACACUUUAGAUUGAAAUGAAUUGGACUACAUCUCUUUAUUUAGGGGUUGUUUCAUAACUUGAUACAUUUUGCUAUGGUACUGCUUUUCGCUAGCCUGAUACACCAGACUCAACGCUGUUCCAGCUAUUGAGUCUGGCCACCAUUCCCACGGAAACAAUUUCCAGGGCGGAGCAAGCCACAGCAAACAGACAGCGGAGUGGACCAAUCAGCAACGGGCAGACGUGACGUUAGUAAAAUGGCGACCGCACGACGAUGGACUUGCGCGCGGAAGUAAACAUACGAAGAGAGCGGCGUUUAUUCGACAUGGCUAGCGCGAGACAGACUGUUGUCAAUGACUCGUGUCGAUGUGUUUUUGGUCAUUUAAAACUGAUUUUACCGUGGAUUGGAACAUAUUCUCGGCUCUGCCGUUCACCAUCUGUGCUGCUGAAGAGACGACUUUCGACGCGCAAGAGUGACGUUGCUCGUGAAGAACACGUCACGCAAAUAAACGAAUCUGAUUUGUCGAUUGAUUUUGUACCUGCUCGAAAAGGCCGUUAAUGGGAUGGUUUCCAGACUAUACUAUCAGUGUUUGAAAAAUACAGGGAGAAUAGUCUGGCAGAGCCAGGCUAGCUUUUCGCCAUUUUACAUGUGAAUGUUGGCAUUUAAAAUACAGGUAGUCCCCGGGUUACAAGGUACUUGACUUAAGCAAUUUCUACUUAACGACGCGGGAGUCUCGCCUGUCAUUUUGUCUUCAGUCGUUUUUUAACAGUACCUUAUUGCACCUUACAGUAUCUUAUUUUUUACUUAACUUUAUUAAUAUGAUGUUUUCUGUCCUCACUAAAUGUAAAGUUUUUCAGAUUUACAGACAGGAAACAGAACAAUUGUGCCUUUUGAUCAAUCAUGGUUUUUGAAGCUUUUUACUUUACUUUUGAUAAUGUGGAUAGCUGUAACACACGUAUGUAUACUUAUGUUCAAAACUACACGCAUUUUCACAAUGAAACACUUGAUACACACACUUGAAACACAAUUGGUGUUCAAACGUCCAUCCAGUCUGAUCUAUAUGUAAAUUUAGUAGAUUAAAUUAGCCUAAUUUGCCUAACUAAUAGCAAAAUGUCCUCUAUCUGAAAUGCGACGAAUUCUCAUAGCAAAUCGAUCACACGUAACUCCACAAAUUGUAGCUGUAAACUUAAUUACAAACGCAUACACAACAAACAUAUAUUAGCUGAAAUAACUUACUGCCUUAUGUGGGCCAAACCAGAUCGCAGUUAUCCUGUAUGCAUCAGACAAUUGAGUCUGCUCCUCAGUCAUGUAAGCCGACAGUCCAGCCAGACUGUCGGCUGCCACAAGAGGGCAGUGUAUCCUCCGUCAUUAAACAAAAUACAAUACUUUUGGACUUUUUGGACAGUUGUUUUGGGUACCUAAAGGGUUAAUUCCGAUUUACGCGGAAAUUCGGGUUACGUCCCCAGCGUAGGAACGGAACUCGUUUUUAACCCGAGGACUACCUGUACUUUGACGCCGCCUUUCUCUUGAUUGCUAAUUGUUCAAUUUCCAACUUUAUUUGAACAGUUUCAGGAAAGAUGUCUUUAUUAAUCUGAUGCUUUGUAAUAUUCACAAAUAAAUUGAAUAUAUUACACUACCUUUUUGUUACUAUUGCUAAUAAAUGUUAUUGUUCAUUACGGAGUUUUUUUACUUCCUUUAUUGUGGUUCCUAUCUUAUUUACAGAAUAGGGAUUUCAAUUGUGUCAAUCGGAAACCAAGAGUCUAAACCAGGGGUCAGCAACCCACGGCUCUGGAGCUGCAUGUGGCUCUUUAGCGCUGCCCUAACGGGAGGAAACAUAAACCGUGUUUUCCGCACCAUAAGGCGCACCUAAAAGCCUUAAAUUUUCUCAAAGGCUGACCGUGCGCCUUAUAU